CGUUUCCUGGCGGUUUUGACUUUAAACUUUUUUCGCUUUCGUUCUUUCUUUUUCUUUCUUUUCUUUUCUUUUCCACGGGAGCGCCGUGGUGAAGGGGUUGGAGUCUUGGAGAGACAGAAGAAACCGAAGCGAAAGCUUGCCUUGCCUUAACUUGCUUGCUGCUUCGCUGGGCGCUGGACUCCUGGACUCCUGGCCUCUGGCCUCUGGGCUCUCCAGAGCCCAGAGGCAUAGUUACAUCCCGAUCUGAGUUCAUGUGCGAGAUCUCAGAUCCCAUCCCCCAAAACUCCCCCAUCCCUCCCUCUUUCCCUUAAACUUUGCCUUUUUUCCUUUUGGUAUUUUUGUUUUGCGGGGAUCUGGAUGCAAACGAAUGUCUAUGCUACGAAGAAGGGGGGAGAAGAGGGGCGUGAGGGGGGAAAAAACGACCGAAAGGACGGAAAACAUGUCACGGCUCACCUCCACCUCCACCUCCGUCCGUCUCGACUCUCUCGACGACGCACGCUCGCUCGCGAACCCGCAGCGAACCCGAGCUGGGUGCCUACAUACCUCAUACAUCACAUCAUGCGGUGCGGGGCGGGGCGGGGCGAGAUCACGGUCGUGGGAAAAAAAGAAGGAUGGAAGCAGAACAACGCAAAGCAGAGCAAAGCAAAGCAGAGCAAAGCAAAGCAAUCGGUAUCGAUCGCGCACGGUCGGUCGGUCACCCCCCCUCCCCCGCGGAGGUCGGUUAGAUGCGGAGGGGGGAAACAAAGUUUCGUUUGCAUUUCUCCCCGCCCCAAAAUUCCCCCGCGUGGUACGGUACAUACGGUAGGUAGGCAGAAGAAGGAACAUCUCGGCACUCCGGGCAGGCAGGUAGAUACCUACGGUACCCAGUCUACAGCCUACAGGUCUCACGAGGUCUGGUGGAGAUGCGGGAUCUGGCGAUUGUUUCGGGUUUUAUUUGUGGGCAGAUGUUUUUGUUUUGUUUUCUUUUUCUUUUUGGGUUUGGGGGGUUCUUUAGUGACUAUGUACUAGUAGAUACCAGUAGUGCUGAAUGGCAGUCAGUGGAAGUGGUGGUUUUCCGACAAGGUAUGACACCUAGUAUGAUGGCAAGCAAGCAGCGAGCGCGGAAAAACAUUGCUGCGGGCUGCCCGGACUGCCCGAUGUCAUCUGGCCCCUGGGAGACCUCUGUAGAUAUAAAGUAUAGGCCGAGAUUCUCCCGAGAAGUCAGGGAACGACGGAUAGAACGG
This is a messenger RNA of Tricharina praecox, 1223 nucleotides long. RefSeq lists its product as uncharacterized. The record is from RefSeq and is a predicted model, not a curated record. Lineage: Eukaryota; Fungi; Ascomycota; Pezizomycetes; Pezizales; Pyronemataceae. The transcript has a single exon. Bases 358 to 1008 code for a protein of 216 amino acids.